CUCCAGCAGGUUACUCUUGCACGCAGAAGUGGAGGGAGGGAAACAGUUGAGAACACAAUGAACUUUUUAUUCUGUUAGGCUUGUAACAUGAGCUGUAAAUUGACUCAGCCUUCACAAAGCAAACCAGCACCCAGCAAUUCGUCACAUGUAGAAGGCUUUGGUGUCAAAGUCUACGCAGCUAUUUCCUCUUUAGUUUUGGAAAUUUGACCAGAAAACAAAAGAAAUUAAGAUAGACAGAAAGCUGAUGAGUGUAUGUAACUGAAAUGUCCAAGGAAGCAGUUGAACAAAACUGUUCAGCCUCCGGAAAGACUGAUAAACUGCAAAGUCUAAUGGAAGAAAAAGUUAUGGCAACUCAUUUCACAGCACUACGUUAUUUCUUCAUGUGGAUAUGUAUGUCUUUUGAACACUGAACAGUGCUUCUAGCUUAACUACAGACAUCAUCCGAGGAGAAGAAAUAAAAUCAGAACAAGCAAAUCUAGGAAAUGCAACUCCAAAGCUUGAGUCUUUAAGGAACUAUGAAAAUACUUGGAAAGCAAAAACUCUGCGGUAUCAAAAAUGGAUAGUGAUGGAGCUCCAAGAAAUUGUGAAGGCGGACUGUUUCAGAGAUCCCCAUUCAGCCUGUUUAUAAAUCAGAUCCAGAAGAAGAAAUCUUCUGCUAAGAAGGGGAAAUCUCAAUAUCCACCGAAAAGCAGAUUCUUUCCCCAGAACUCACAUUUUGAGGAAUCAAAAGAUGAGAGCAGGAAAGGAAACUCAACGCCCCCAACAAAUACAUCUAGAUCAGAAACGCAAAGUGUGGAGCAAGCUCUCCCUGCAGCAGAUAAUGUCCCAUCUCCUGCUGCUAAAGAAGUAUUAGCUUUAUGUCACUGGAGAGUCAAGCAGUUCCUGAACAAAUUGGGCAAACAGCCUUCCAACAAGAUUUUGGACUUAAAUAAUUGUGUACUGGGUGCAUCAGACGUAACAGAACUGAUUGACAUCAUACCUCUGCUAUCAGGCCUGGAGGAGAUUGAUCUUUCCUGGAAUGAUUUUAUAGGAGGGACAUUAGGACCUCUUACACAGCAGUUCAAACAUCUGCAGAAACUAAAAGUCCUCCAACUGAGUAACUGCAGGCUCACAGCCAAAGACAUGGCCUUCUUAGGAGAAGGACUUCAAGUAAUUCCUCAUCUCGAAGCACUGGAUUUAUCAUGGAAUACCAACGUGGGUGGGAGAUUUUCCCUUCUAACCCACAAAAUACCUAAAGCUUGUGCACUCAAAACACUAAAAGUCACAGGCUGCAAUCUGACUCCUGAAGAUGGCGAAUCAUUAGCUCAGCUCCUAAAUCGUAUGCAUAACCUUGAAGAACUGGACCUGUCUAUUAACAAAAUGAUAGGAUGGAGCCUGAACAGUAUCGCCCAGGAACUAAAAUAUGUCUCAAGCUUGAAAGUACUAAAUUUAAGCAUGUGUGGAUUAAAACAGGGUGGACUCCAGUGUUUAGGGACUGCCUUGCAGCAUUUAUUGGAAUUAAGGAAAUUAGAUGUAUCUUGCAAUAAAGAGAUUGGAGGAGGUUUCCAAAACUUUGCAACCCAUUUGGCUGGACUAAGCCACCUUGAAAUUUUGGAUCUUCACCAGUGCUGUAUUACAGAAGAGGACAUGGCCAUUUUAACCCAGAUAAUACCCCUUUUGUCAAGUCUUCAAGAGCUGGAUUUAUCAUCAAAUAAAAGUGUUGGCCUCUCCUCCGAUCAGCUAUUCAGCCGGCUCCGGUUUCUGCCCAGACUGACUUCUGUGCUCCUUGGCCAUUGUUCUUUACAGCAUGAUUCAUUUGCAUCUUUAGCUGAGGCUGCCCUUCACCUUCCUGAACUGAUGAUAUUAGACCUUUCUUGGAAUAAAUGCGUUGGUGGGAACCUAAAGCUGAUUUUGAAGGCGCUAAACCCUGGAGCUGAGAUGCAAGUGUUAAGACUGAGCAGCUGCAGCCUGGUGGAUGAGGAUAUCCUUGGCCUUGCUGCUGUUAUUCAAGACAGGAGCUUGGGUCAACUACAGAAGUUGGACCUUAGCUAUAACCACCAUGUCUCUAACCAUGGAUGGACAACAUUUUGCCAAGCUUUAGUUGCACUGGAUCAGCUUUCUGAACUAGAUCUCAGCCUUCGGCCAUCACUGCAUUGUGACUGCGGGGAAUGGUUUGGCCAACUGUUGGCUGCCUUGCAAAAGCUGCCUUUAUUCACAGAGCUGGGACUGCAAGGUUGGGUCCUUUCCAACGUUCAGCAACAGCAACUGGAACAGUUCAAUGGAGAGAAUCAACGAAAUAUUCGUUUUGACAUUUGGAAUGAACUUUGAAACUAUGAACCGACGUAAUAGCAACAAACAACUCAGAACUUUCAUAUGUUGUUUCUUCAGCUUUACCCACCAUGGUAUAGUAGUAACCUUUGGAAGUAUAGUUGCUCAUCUUGAUAUCGUCUCCACAGCCAAGGACUGACCCCUUGGGAACCCACUGAAUGCAACUACCUGUGUUGAUCUGUAUCAACAAACCAAUUUUAGCUCUCUCACCUUCAUGAAGAAUAGGUCCUUUGCAAAACUAAUUCCAUCUUCAGGACCAAGUGACAUCAAAAUAUUUGCAUUGGGAUAUAUAGUUGUCAGGAAGACAUUUCCUCCUCACAUUGUUAGGUGAGUAAGACUGCUACAUUUACAGGAAACAGAAAAGUCUGGUGAGGGAAUAGUGCAAUCAUUGCUGCUUCUCAAAAAAUCCUUUGACCUUGCAAAGCUUUGACUUCACUACAUCACUGUUGACCUGACAUAGUAUAAUAGGGAAGAAGAGGGGGGAAGAGGGCAGCAAAGAAUCUUACUCAGUUGGGAAAUACCAAAGCCCUUUCAAUUGACUGGUAGCCAUCUUAUCAUUUGUGGCUGUUGUCUAAAACUUCAGAAAUUUCUCCCUAAGAAAAUAAUGUUUGCGUCAUUGGACAAUGUUCUCCAUUAGUUGGAGUGUACAAGUGUCAUAAAAGCAAUAAAAAGUAUUGUUUGCACCUUU
Molecule: messenger RNA, 2995 nt
Organism: Anolis sagrei ordinatus
Lineage: Eukaryota; Metazoa; Chordata; Lepidosauria; Squamata; Anolidae
Gene: LRRC31
Product: leucine rich repeat containing 31
Molecular function (GO): protein binding
Source: RefSeq, a predicted model, not a curated record